UGCACUCAGUGAGGAUCCCCGCACAGAUGGGGCCAAGGGGCCAAGGGUCUCGGCUGCAACCUUUGGCCCCGCUGAGACCAGCCGACCUGUUUUUCCCUCCCUGCUUUUCUUCCAGGAGGGCAUCUUCUGAUGGUUCCAGCCAGAGGCCAAGUCCCAUAGCCAGCGCCCACCCAUCCCCUCCCCUUUCCUCUCCUUUUCCCCUCCCCUCCCUCCUCUUGUGGCUCUUUCCCUCCCCUCCCCUGCACACAUGUUGUGUACCUGUACUCACUAAUGACAGCGUGGAUCCUCCUCCCCAUCAGCCUCUCAGCCUUUUCAAUCACCGGAAUAUGGAUUGUGUAUGCCAUGGCAGUGAUGAACCACCACGUGUGCCCCGUUGAGAACUGGUCCUACAAUGAGUCUUGCUCCGCCGACCCUGCCAAGCAGGGCUACCCCAAAAGCUGCUGCACCUUGGAGGACAUCCCACUGAUCAGUAAAUGUGGCACCUACCCUCCGGAAAGUUGCCUCUUCAGCCUUAUCGGGAACGUUGGAGCUUUCAUGGUGGUGGUCAUCUGUUUCCUGCGCUACGGGCAGCUGAUAGAGCACAGCCACAGCUCCUGGGUGAACACGACGGCCCUGAUCACCGGCUGCACCAAUGCUGCUGGCCUGGUCGUAGUGGGCAAUUUCCAGGUGGACUACGCCAAAUCCCUCCACUACAUUGGCGCCGGGGUGGCCUUCCCAGCUGGCCUGCUCUUUGUCUGCCUCCAGUGCGUCCUCUCCUACCACGUGGCCGCCUCUGCCCUGGACUUCUGGAUGGCACAUCUCCGUGUCUUCCUUACCGCCGUGGCCUUAAUCUCCCUUGUCCUCAGCGGCAUCUUCUUCAUACACGAGAGCUUCCUCCUGCAGCACCUGGCCGCCAUCUGCGAGUGGGCCUUCGUCAUUGACAUCCUGGUCUUCUACGGGACGUUCACCUAUGAGUUUGGGGCCGUGUCCAACGACACCCUGGUGGCUGCCCUCCAGCAUUCGAACAGCCGGGGGGGAGGGUGCAAGUCCCCUGGCGGCAGCAGCACCUCCACCCACCUGAACUGCAACCCGGAGAGCAUCGCCAUGAUCUGAGAGCCGCGGGGGGGGGGGGGGGCGCCCCCCCGUUGCCCACCCGCCUAACCCUGCCGCUCUCGUGGGCCGCCUUUCGGUUUUUCCCCCAAUGGGGGCAGAGGGGCACCUCCUCCCUCCCGCGGAUUUUAGUUUUGUACCAAAAGAUUUUUUUCUUUUUUAAAGUACUGCUGCCAGCUGCACCCCUCUCUGCCACCUGUCGGGGAGGCGACGGCUGCUCCGCGACCAGCAUCAGGCCACCAUCGUUCUGGGAUGGGGCCAAACUCUUCUUGCAGCCCAGCCCACCUCGCCCCACGGGUGCAGCCUGGAUCAGGGCAGCCUUCCUGCCCAUCUUCGCUGCAGGGUCAGAUUCCCUUGCCACCUCGUGGGGGGGGCGUGUGUGGAAGGCAUCUGUGCCAAAGGAGCCUCUGUGGGUUCCAGUGUGCUCUGAAGCAGCGCCGACUCCUGUUUACUAAGGACAAGACAGUUCGGGUGCCUGCAAACAUCAGCCCUUUGAGAACGGUUGCGUUGCACUGCCACCACCACCCCCCGGAUAUCCUUCCAGAGCAACCUAAGGGACCGACAUCUACUGUUUUAAAUAAAUAAAUAAAUACAUGGCACUGCUGUCGUAGAUGGGGGUCAGUGGGGGGGGGGGGGGCAGGCAGGCAGAGGGAUGGAGAGCACCAGCCCUUGUUACGAAGGUAGCCUUCCAAAGGGUCCCGGCAGAACGCAUCAAAAGACGAGGCCUCCCCCAAGGGGAUUUCUCCCGGCGCGCUUCCCACCCACACUCAUGGCACACAUGCUUACGGUCCAGAUUCCCUGGUCCCUCCAACUAACCAGGUAGGAUGAUGGGAAAGGAAGGCUUCUUGUCCUCAGCGCCCCCCCCCAAUGUCUCAGCUGGUCUUGUUUGGGUUCAGACAUUGUGAUAUUUUUUAGGGCUUUUUUAUAUCUCUCUCUACAAAAUGGAUAUAAAAAGAGUUGUAUCAGA
This is a messenger RNA of Pogona vitticeps (central bearded dragon), 2056 nucleotides long. NCBI's taxonomy places the organism in Eukaryota, Metazoa, Chordata, Lepidosauria, Squamata, Agamidae. The record is from RefSeq and is a predicted model, not a curated record.